GCAUGGCACCUUGCGGCGGACGGGGAGGGUAUCGCUGGACGAGACGGAGUCCAAGGUGGACGGCAGUACGAGCAACGGGGACGACACCUCCGUUGUCGUCCAGAUCGGCAAACCAGAAUUUACAGUUGGGUGUUAAUGGAUGUUUCGACUUCAAAGAUUGUUACUGAAACUGUUAAUAGCGACGGAUGUUUCUGUUAACAUUGCACUAGUUGCAAUCCGAAAUCUACCAGCCGGACUAAACCGAUUGAACUGAGAGUUGCGAUAGUACUCACAGUUUUCAGCAAACAAACAGGUUUUAUUACUUUCAGUUUUGAGCUAGCUAUAGUUCCGACUUGAAUGUGGUAAAAGAAACUUCACUUUAUGCUCUUCAGCUAACGGUGGCACCGUCAUUGGAGUGGGAGGUGUCGCCAACAAGGCACUCGCUGAUGUUUUCUUGGCAGAGGCCAAUCGCCGCAAUUUCAUGGCGCGGAUCAGGCUUGCAGUUCAACUCGGGCCGAUGUAUUGGGUACAUGAACUUACUGACUGGGUCUACAUGUUGAUGGGAUCCACAAGGUAUCGUGAGAGGGACUUCUGGUCCUGGCUUGGAGUGGUGGGCGACCCUAUCCAGAACAAUGAUGAUACCUGUUCGAUAUGCGCAACGCUGGUCUGCCUCGAGGCCCGGCAUCGCUUGGACUUUGAGAGGCGAUACGGCUUCAACAAAUUUCCCUUCUAUAUCACGGCAGCAGCGGUCGCGGACUUGAAGAAUCAAUGCGCGGUGCGUGGUGUGUGGACACCUCUAUAUGGUGCUCAUGAGGAGGGGGUGCUGAGGGUGAUCCAGGCGAUGGGAGGGGCUGCAGUGGCCAACAGGUUCGGUUGGAAGCCCUGCAAACUUCAGGUGAAGAGUUGGGAGUGCCACUCGAACCGGGACCACAAUGGCCAGGCAAUGCGGCAGUCCGAGAUUGCAAAGUUGAUCCACACGAAGGGACCACUUUUAGGUACAAUUCUAGUGCAUACUAAGAGCUAUUAUGCCCCAGGCUGGGAGGAUCGAGUUUAUCGUGGAAAACCAAGAGGAACAAAGGGUAACGGUCACUUGGUGGUAUGUACCUCAUACCGCUACCACCCGACUGGCCGGGUGGGCAGCCCGACCGAGCUCCACAUUGAGGUGGUCGAUAACCACGCCCGGACCGGACCGGUGAGGUGGAUUCUCGCCAUUGCCUUCACCAGGUUUUUCGUGGUUCACGUGGAGCCACUGAAUGCUAGAGAGGUCCGGCCCAGCCUGUGGCGCCGUCUCCUGAACACUAUUCUUAGGAUCUUUCGGCUGGCAGGGCAUUACUGAGACUUGUUGAUUUUGUUUCCUCGAUUUUGUGUACACUGCUAAAGAGACGUUGGGUAUGAUAUAUAGUUGACUGUAUAUUUUACAAUUUCAUACAGCUUACAUAGUAGGAUUCCAUGUAGUA
Lolium rigidum is the source of this 1436-nucleotide messenger RNA. RefSeq lists its product as uncharacterized. NCBI's taxonomy places the organism in Eukaryota, Viridiplantae, Streptophyta, Magnoliopsida, Poales, Poaceae. The record is from RefSeq and is a predicted model, not a curated record. Bases 461 to 1315 code for a protein of 284 amino acids. The transcript has 3 exons.